Messenger RNA from Toxoplasma gondii ME49, 3481 nucleotides. RefSeq lists its product as hypothetical. The record is from RefSeq and is a predicted model, not a curated record. The transcript is spliced from 2 exons. Lineage: Eukaryota; Apicomplexa; Conoidasida; Eucoccidiorida; Sarcocystidae. Bases 323 to 2365 code for a protein of 680 amino acids.
GAAAAAUGAACUGCUUUCUUUCUGAAGGAAGGCAGAAGGCAGGCGAAAGCGUUUUUCCUCCUCCCUUCAGGUCGACCGACAACGACCUUCUCCCCCGUCGUCCGAUAGGGGAACAUCGCUUUCGCCUCUCGUAUUUUCUUCAUGAUUUUCUGGUGCAUCUUGUUUCCGGUGCGUCUUCUCCUUGUUUUCUUUGCCUUUCAUCUCUUUCCCAUCCUUCUCCCUCUCUGUCUCCUGCCUUCUCUUUGGUCUCUCUCCGCUCUUCGCUCGCGUUUUCUCCCGACCCGUCCUCUCCCCCUGUCGAAGUCUACACUGUUAAAGAACGAUGCCUCGUCCACUCGCCAGUCGUCGCCUCUCGGCGCUCCGCGCAUGCAGACGCACCAGUCUCGCCUCUGUUUCAUCUGCUGGUCGCUACUCCUCUCUUCCGUCGGCUCCCCUGUCUUUGUGCUUUCCCGAUGCUCCCUCGGUCUGUCGUCCUUUUUCUGUUUGCCGCUCCCAUUUGUAUGCUCCCUUUUCUCCGGAGUCCUUUGAUUCCUCACAACGGUCCUCUGCACAGACUUAUCGCCACAGGCGCUUCAUUUCCUCUCUCGCCGCUGUCUCCACAGUUAGAUCCCCUACUUCAACUGGAAACAAUCCUGCCUCCCCUUCUUCCCCCGUUUCCUCCUCUUCGUCUUCAUCUGUUCUUUUCUCUUCUUCCUGCGUUCUUCCUGCUUUUUCUGCUUCCUCUGUUUCUGCCUCUUCUGCUUCUUCCUCCGUUCCCUUCUCUGCUUCCUGCGUUCUUCCUGCUUUUUCUUGUUUCCAUUCGAUUCGGGAGAGGAGAGGUGACGGACGAGAAGGUUGCCUCCGCCUCGGAAGCGCGCCCCCGCUCGUCGCUCUUCGGCGACUCGGCUGUGAGAAGACCAGUGAGCUUCCUGCUCUGCCGAAGACGCGCGCGCGCUUCUUCUCCGUCAACGCGGGAGAAGCUCCAGAGCGAGGCGAAGGCAAGGACGCAGCAGAAAACACUGGAGAGCGCGCGGAGACGCAGAAGUUCCGGGAGGAGAAGGACUCCCCGGAAAAGGCUGGGAAGGAGACAGAGGGCGACUCUGCAGAAACCACAGCGUCUCGCGCUGAAUCCCCGACGGAGGCCAAGGACGCGAGAGGCGGUGGGGGAGCGAAGGAUGGCGCAGAGGAUCAGCCGGCAUCCGUCGCAGGCCUGUCUUCUCCACCAUCGCUCUCCGAGGAAAGCGAGGCGGCAACGACGCCUGCACCUCCCGCCGCGUCCCUUCCUCCUCAGUGGUGGGAUUGCCCUGAGGCGCUCGUCGAGUUUCUCCUUCCGCCGCCAGUGGAAAACUUCUUCAGCGUCGACGGCGCAGACCUGGACCGGGGGCGCGUCGAGGCGGUGAUCCGCCGGGUGUACACACACUCGAAGGCGGACCUGGCGGCGCCUGCAGAGCCUUCUGCUUGGAGUUCAGACACCGCGUCAGCGACUGGCGACGCGCCGGCGCCUUGGUUGCAGUACCCUGAGCCGAACGCGCUGUGGCCGAAUCCGCUGCUGCACAAUCACCGUCUGAAGCCGUUUUUGCAUCCAGCGCGCCGAGAGCAGGGUUCUGGUGAGGCGGCGGAGAGCGAGAGGAAACGCCUCUCUGGGGAGGAGGCCGAUGCCGCUGCCCUGGAGGCGAAGCAACUCCGCAUGAACAAGCACAGACUGGAGCAUCUCUGGAAGUUUGCGCGAAGCUACGGGAUGUCCUGGGAUGCGUUGGACGAGGUUUACAUUCGCUUCGUGCAACUCAAGCGCAGCCGCGAGGCCCAGUGGGAGGCGAAGCGAGGCGAGAUUCUUCAGUACGCCGCCGUUGUGGCAGCGAGAGAAGUUCGAGAGAAACGAAAGAAGGAAAUUGAGGAGGCGGGAAUGGACUUGGCAUCUGUGCAGCCUGAGCACCGCGAACAGAUGCUGCUGCCUCGCAGCCUGUACAGAAAGCAGACGCGACGAUUGUUUUUCGAGUGGCGGCGGAGCUACUUGGCGCCAUGGCGCCCGGGGGGCCUUCAGAAGCUGAUGAAGGCGGUCGUGACGAUGCGGAUGCUCCAGCGAGAGACGAGAGAACGUUUUCUGUUCCUCGACGAAGAACGAAGCAAACGUCGCGAGGAACGGGAGGAAGAGCAGGCGCGUCUUGAGGAGGAGCUUGUGACGCUUCUUCAGCGCCAGGCGAAGAACGGCGUAGCCAACCUGGAUCUGGAGAAGUCGGAGGGAGCGGCAGCGACGAAGGACAGAACGAGUUUCGACAUCUGGGAGUUCGACGGAGUGGGCGCGAAGCAGACAGGCGCACCCGACAGCGAAGAAGAAGAAGAGGAACUGGAGGGAGAUGAGGAACUGGGAGAAGAAGCACGAGGAUAAAAAGGUGGAGCGUCGUCGGUGAUUUGAGUCUCUCGCGAGAAGAAGAAUGAGGACUGGAGACAGAGAAAAACGAUGAGAGAGGAACAGCCAGAGAGGACGACGCAGAGAACGUGAGGAUGAAGGAAUCAAAAAGACGAAGCGAUAGAGGGGAGAACAGUCGGAGGAAAGACGGAAGGAAGAGAGACGCUGCGAGCAGCGGUGACAACGUUGUGACCAACGCGGAAGAAGUCGGAGAAACGCAGAUCAAAAGGAGGAGGGAGGUCAAGUACGGAGAGAAGUCGUUUUCAGCGAAGAAGCAGACGCCACGGUGGCAGCAAGAAGAAAAAAGAGAAAGACGCGGGAGAGACAAGUCAGUUGAUCCAUGCUCUAAACGCGAUGUCGAGCCGAACAGACCUGGACGAGGACCGAGGCCAAGGCAGAUAAAGAAGAAAGGAUGGCCGAACAGCCACAGAUGACGAUGGAGAAGAGUUGGAAAGAAAACGAGAGGGAGAUAAAGACAACGAGAAAAGGCGGUUGAGGUAUCGAGGCAGCGACAAACGGAGAAAAGAAACAAGAAUUUCGUUGCCUAUGAUAAAGAAUAAGAGAGAGCAACUGCCAUUAGCUCGCAGUGUCAAACGCCUGCUGGUCUUGUGUUUCGUUUCAUUUCUUUCCUCGAGCUCUGCCUCUUCUCUCUGUAUUACUUCCUAAUGCGAUCCUGCAUCUUGUCAAGAUCCUUGUUUUUGCACUUUGUCCUUCUGGGGUCUCCCUUCCUCGGUUCCUGUUUUCCACCUUGUUGUUUCUUCUCCCUUUGCCUCUUCAUUAUAUUUUGUUUUCCAUUCUUUUUUCGGACUUUUAGACUCCAACUCCUCUGCAUUUCCCCUUGUGAGGCUUGCCUGCAUUUUCCUCCGUUUUUCCUUUGGGCCUUCCUACGCCCGGCAGGGACCUUCCUUGGCGGAGGCCAGCCAGCGCCGCGCUACUCACAGGCGCGUCCAUUUUUGUUGGAACGAGCUUUCCGGCGAAAAGAGUCUCCCCGAACUGCAGGAACGCGUCGCUCGCGUGUGUCUGUGAGAGCCUGGUGCGCCCCAAAUUGUUGGAAAUUUGAAACUCCGUUUUGUUUUAUUCUUAUUUCGUUUAGGG